Messenger RNA from Coffea eugenioides, 492 nucleotides. RefSeq lists its product as uncharacterized. The transcript has a single exon. Gene Ontology annotation, molecular function: zinc ion binding. Lineage: Eukaryota; Viridiplantae; Streptophyta; Magnoliopsida; Gentianales; Rubiaceae. The record is from RefSeq and is a predicted model, not a curated record. Bases 1 to 492 code for a protein of 163 amino acids.
AUGCAGCAAAAUAGAGACUUGGCUAGAUCAAGAUGGAAAGACAAUGCGUACUGUCCUAGGAUCGUUGAUAGAAUACAAAAAAGAAUGCAGAAGGCCACCCAAUGCUUUCCUUUCAAGUCAAGUGAUGAUCUGUAUGAGGUUUCCUGCCCAUAUGGUGAUCAUUAUGCUGUCAACAUCAAGGAGCAAUCUUGUUCAUGCAGGAGAUGGAAAUUGACAGGAAUUUCCUGCCCCCAUGCUAUACCUGCACUUUGGAGUGCAAAAAAGGAUCCAAUGCAAUUUGUUUCCAGCUGGUAUAUAGUGGAGAAAUACUUGAAGUGUUAUGAUGGCUGUGUGUCUCCAAUGAGUGGGGAAAGAAAUUGGGAGAACAUUGGUGUAAGUGAUCCAAAACCCCCCUGUACAAGAAACCAGUUGGAAGGCCAAAGAAACAAAGAAGAAGAAAUGCAGAUGAAGAGGAGCAAGCAAAGGAAAAGCAGUAUACCAAGAAGAAAAUGA